This is a messenger RNA of Prunus armeniaca (apricot), 285 nucleotides long. The record is from the annotation of a GenBank genome assembly. NCBI's taxonomy places the organism in Eukaryota, Viridiplantae, Streptophyta, Magnoliopsida, Rosales, Rosaceae.
AUGAUAUUUGUUCGUCGCGCAAAUCCUUUCUUCACGAACUUUGCGCGACGGACUGUGUGCGACGAAACUUCUGUCGCGCAUAAUUAUGUGCGACUAAAAUCAUUUUUGCGCGACGAAGACCCCUUCGUCGCGCAAAGCCUAAAAUGUAGUAGUGCUAGCAAAUACUGUGCCUUCCAUGGGACGCAUGGACACACUACGAACAACUGCUUCGCUUGGAAAGCACACCUCGAAGAACUCAUGAGAAAAGGUCACUGCACGGAAUUCAUCGCUAAGCAGGCCAUCUAG